Molecule: messenger RNA, 1920 nt
Organism: Fusarium tjaetaba
Lineage: Eukaryota; Fungi; Ascomycota; Sordariomycetes; Hypocreales; Nectriaceae
Product: hsp70
Exons: 3
Coding region: 1-1920 (639 amino acids)
Source: RefSeq, a predicted model, not a curated record
AUGGAAGAGCAACCGGACUUGGCUAUCUCUGUGGACCUUGGUACGACCUUUACGGGUGUUGCCUGGAUGAGGCAUGGAAUCCCUAUUCAGGUAGUCAACGACUGGCCGGGGAGCGACGACAGAGGUGAUCGAAAAGUCCCCACGACAAUCGUAUACAACGCCGAUGGAAGCAUCUCGUCUUGGGGGUUCAUGUGUGCUGACGAUGACCACGAUACGAGCAAGACACGUCGGGACUUCUUCAAGAUCUUUCUGGAUCCAGAGACCCUCGACGCAGCACAGCAUCAGGGCCUAAGCAAUGUCCCGCAAAGCACUGCCCAGGCUCGCCAAUUCGUGACAGAUUAUCUGAAGCAGAUAUAUGCACAUAUCAAAGAUAGCAUAGAAAUGCGCAUGGGCAUAAAACAUGUCGGUGGAUGGGACUCCAUGGCCGUCCUAUUCCUCUUCAGUGCGCCCACGACAUGGACGAGUAUGGCUAUCAUCAACACCUUCAAGGGCGCAAUCCAUGAUGCUGGAUUCGGAACUGGAGGCCCAAAACACUCAGCAUUGGUUGAUCUCACAGAGUCCGAGGCUGCAGCCGUGGCAACUCUCAAGACUGGAGCUAUAAGCCUCAAGGAAAACAGCGUGUUUCUGACCGUGGAUGCAGGAGGUGGCACAACAGACCUCGCUCUGAUGCGAGCCACUUCCACAAACUCGAGCUUUCCACAGCUUUCUCAAGUGGCUGCCGUCAGCGGUGUCGGUGUUGGCUCCUCACUUAUUGAUCGCGCUUUCGCAAGACUUGUCUCACAAAGAAUGGCCGCGAAUCCCGAUUUCAAGCUUCCGGCUGAUUUUGCAGCACGCAUGGCUCGAAGCCAAGGAUUUAAGAGCGUCAAGCACAAGUUUGGCGAAAAGGUAUACAUGCAACCAGUAUACAAAAUUAUGAUGGAGGGUGUAGGAUACGAUGUGAGCCACGAAGGCCUCGGAGUUCAAGAUGGACGCAUGCUUUUUACCAAGCAAGACAUUCAAGCCCUCUUUGAUGUCCAUAUCGAAGCAAUCAUGGCCCGGAUUCACAAGCGGCUAGACUGGUUGACCGAAAAAGGCCCUUCAAAACAAGUGGUAAGGCGCUCCGAUUUGAAGCUCGACCGAAGCUCAUUGCGUAUACAGGGGUAUGUGAUUCUGUCCGGUGGGCUGGGUAGUUCAGCCUAUGUCCGCGAGGUUCUCCAAGAACACUUGACCAAGCUGCAACAUCCAAAUGCCCGCAAUAUCCUUGUUAUACCCUCCCAAGACCCGCAACUUGUUGUCGCUCGUGGAGUUCUCGAGAACAAGCGGCAGAGGAUGGAGUCGGGGAAUAAAUCCGUGCUCAGCACUUGGAUUGCUCGAGCGAGCUACGGCGUAAUCGUUCAGGAGGUCUACAUGCCUGCACGGCACUUCGAUGAAGAAGUCCGACAAGAUCCAUGGGACCCUAGUGUGAAGUGGGCAACUAAUCAGAUCCAAUGGUUGAUCAAAAAGGUAUGCUUCAGGCCGUUCUUUUUGCCCACAGACUGGGUUGACAAAAGCCCACAGGGAGACACCGUGGACCCGGACUCUCCGUUGGUCAAACGAUUCGAAAUCAGGUUGAAAGAUGGAGACACUACACGCGCAUGGGACGCAGAAAUUGUAGUGUCAAAUAACGAGGCCGAAUGGCUUCCUCGAAGCCUAAAACAAGCCGGCGUUAUGAGACUUUGUUCUGUAAAGAGCAACCUCGCUGGCAUCGAACAACACCAGCUCGUCCUCAAAGAAAAGCGAGGAACUUGUUUCCGGCGUGGACACAAGUUCUACAUUUGUAGGUUCGAUAUCCGAGUUAUUGUUGCUCCAGCAGACCUGAGAUUUGAGCUCUGGUUUGGGGGGACGAAGUUCUCUGGCAACCACCAGCCUAUCUCAGUCCAAUGGGAUGCAGCUAAAGGUUAA